Messenger RNA from Topomyia yanbarensis, 369 nucleotides. Its product is annotated as tigger transposable element-derived protein 2-like. The record is from RefSeq and is a predicted model, not a curated record. Gene Ontology annotation, molecular function: DNA binding. The transcript is spliced from 2 exons. Bases 1 to 369 code for a protein of 122 amino acids. Lineage: Eukaryota; Metazoa; Arthropoda; Insecta; Diptera; Culicidae.
AUGGCCUCCAAUCCACCUAAAACCAGAAAAUCGCUCACGCUUAAGGAUAAAAUUAAAAUUUUAGACAGCCUGGCAAGUGGACAAACAGCAGCAGCCGUAGGCCGAAAAUUUGCAUUAAAUGAAUCGACAAUUCGAACAGUUAAACGCAAUGAAGCUCGAAUCAGGAAUUCGGUUACUGGGCAGGAAGCUAAGGACAGUCGUGAUAUUGUCAUGGACAAAAUGGAAAAAGCCUUACUGAUUUGGAUUGAAGAUAAUGCGCAAAAACGAAUUCCUUUAAAUAUGGAACAAAUCCUUGAAAAGGCAUUGCGGCUGUACAGUUUUCUGCAGCAAUCUGCAAUACCAAAGGUACAAAAAUAUUUAGCGACAUAG